Messenger RNA from Lytechinus pictus (painted urchin), 5975 nucleotides. RefSeq names its product pro-interleukin-16-like. Bases 639 to 1487 code for a protein of 282 amino acids. Lineage: Eukaryota; Metazoa; Echinodermata; Echinoidea; Temnopleuroida; Toxopneustidae. The record is from RefSeq and is a predicted model, not a curated record. The transcript has 4 exons. Gene Ontology annotation, molecular function: protein binding.
ACACAGGAACUGGCAAUCAUUGAUACCGCAGUCUGGUGUUGGAGAAUAAAAGAUUUGAGAAUAAAAGAUUGCGGCUCACUCGCUAGCUUGGGGUUAUUAAUACAUUCAACAGAAGAGAGCAAAGGGCUCCACAGAAGCAGUCAGCGUGUAGCAACCCUUUCAAGGUAUCUGGAGUGUACUGCAGUUUGGAAGGCUGGGGAAGAGAGCGUGUAACGCCUUACUUGGAAAGGGGGAAGAGCAUUCAACAAACUAAAGAAUAAAUGUCGUUUUGGAAAAAGUCCUUGGGGUCAUUAUGGAAAUUGUUCAUUCAGAUCUGAGAUAUAUAGAACUACAAUAGCUUGCUGUCCAUCAUUGUUUGGACCUGGAUUGGAAAAUCAACUGCUAGAUGUAGAACGGGGAGAAGCUGUUCAAAACUUCAAGGAGUUUGUAGUUGUACUUGUACACUGUUAGACCCACGUUACACUAGUUCUUUCUCACAGCUCUACUUGGAAAUCAUUAUUGUUUUGAGAGGACAAGCUUGUUUCUUUUAGGUUGAUCAGACUUUUGACCUGAAUCUGCAAGGGGGAUUAUAAUUUUAGUAUUGUUCAAGACUUUUUUCUUCUUGUGAAUGAUUGUUUUGACGGUGGAAAGAGAUUAGAAUGCAGUCUGUGCAGACCCUACCAGCUCUACAGUCGUACAAUUGGUGGAGCGAUUUUGGCUUCUAUUAUGACACAAAGGCCAGUUUGCAGCAGCGUGGUCUCCUUGAACGGUCCUUCUCAGAGAGCUCCAACUCCACCAUCCUACUCUCGACAGGAGAACUAGAGAAGCUAAUAGAGGAGGCCAACCAAUCCCUUGAUGAGGCUGAUGAUAGUGACAUCGCCGUCAUCGUCCUACACAAGGAUGACGAAAACCAAGGUCUCGGACUCACAGUCGCUGGAGGCAUAGAUCAAGAAGUCCAAGAAGUAACAGUCCAUAAAGUGAUUCCCGGUGGUCUAGCAGACAGGGAUGGGAGAAUACAGAGGGGGGAUCGUCUAAUAUCGGUCAAUGGGCGUGUCUUGAAGGAUGUUAGCCACAACCAGGCCCUGGGCCAGCUGAAAACCAAGAGGAGGGAUGUUGUCCUGGUGGUAGCAAGGCCAUUGGAGCUGGAGGAAACAGAGGAAGAAGGAGAGACAGAUGACAUAGAGAUGGCGAAGGGACCAGCUGGACUCGGUUUCAGCGUCGAGGGUGGGCGUGGUUCGCCGAAAGGAGAUCAACCAAUCACGGUCAAGAAGAUCUUCACAGGGGGCGUGGCAGAUAGGAGUGGCUUGUUACACGUCGGCGAUGAAAUUGUGGAGGUGAACGGUAGAAGACUUUCAAACUUGACUCACUUUGAGGCAUGGACCUUCCUAAAAGCAGUCCCUUCGGGUAUGGUGAAGCUAAAGAUAAAAAAGCCAUCGAAAAAAGGGGAUGAGAAGGACAAAGCAAAGGAAAAUGUCUUGUCAGAGGAGGUCUUGAAAAGCUUAGAAUGAAAGUCUUGUCAGUUCAGCAUAUCAGGUUGAACAGAAUUCUUUCGAAGUCUUGUCAGUCAGCCGAGUAGGUCGGGACUGAAUUUCUUUGAUGUCAGAUGGAGCAACCAUUCUGGUUAUACUGAAUUCCUGUGAUGUCUGUAGGGAGCAGCCGAUCAGUUUGAAAUGAGAUCCGAUGACGUCUGUGGAGUAGCCAUUCAGUUUUUACCGGGUUCCUUCGAUAUCAGGGGCAUCUGUGUCUGAGUCAUCAUAGGCCAGUGAUGUCAUUGCCAUAGUUUGCCAAAACAGCCAUAGAAGAACACCAUCCAAGUUUCUCCUGAAGAACACUGCCCUUUGAAUCAGCACCAAGACUGGUUAUUUUCCAGAUGAUUAAGUCUCAUCAGUCUUCAAAAGCUGCAUCAAGAAUGGUUAUUAAAAUUGAGUCCAUAGUGAAAAUGAAAGGCAUGUAUACUAGAAUUGCAAACCCAUUUGAAGCAUUUAGCAGAAGUUUUUCUGAAGUGUCCUGUCUGAUAAUUGAAGCAGGAUUUUUCUCAUUAACCUAUCAGAUGUGAGGGUCACCGUAGCUUUUAACAGUUAUCAGUGAAAAAAAUCUCAGAAAAACUGUGCACAUCAAUGAACGUUCCAUGUGUUGCUUGAAAAUCAAGUUUCCAUUCAAAAGGGUUUUUUGUAUCAUGGUGAGAUUUUCUAUAAAAAAAUCAAAGUGGUGAUCGAAGGAAAAGACAACAACUCUGUAACUGGUGCUUAGAUGGGAUUACUAUCUUAACCCAUUGAAUCUGUUAUCUGUAAGGUCCUUAUAGGCUUUGUUCCAGGGCUACACAGUUCCUGGAGGUAAAUGGGUUAGGUGUGCAGACUGAGUAGUAAUGAAUCAUGUGGUUGAGUGUAGAUGAUUGUUCUGAAAUUGGAACAGGAAUACAAACCAGGGCCUGUUUCAUAAAGACAUACUAGUAUGGUAACCACCAUGGAAAUCUUGAUUUUGAUUGGCUGCUGAGCCCGGUUUCUGAUGAAACCAGCCCCAGAGUCAAAAUAAAACAAAAUCAGAAUCAAACAACAUCAGAACAAUAGAGAUGACCAAAAAACCUUCUCUUUCAUUUUGAAUUAUCAAAUUUAAAAGAAGACAUAAGGUAGCAUUUAUAUUAGAAAAAAAAAUUAUGAGAGAAUGAUCUUGAACAAGUUAACACACAUUUUAAGCAUAAGUAUUUGUCAAACAUUGGUUUGAGAAUAUAGAGUAGUGGGAAAUUCCUAAUAUGUGUAGUUCAAGUGAAGUUGGACCAUACCUGUAAUUAACCAAAGAAAAGAGGUGAAACAGUCUUUCCUUUUAGAUUUUCUUUUGUCUGAAUGAAGAAAAACAGCUAUUUUCUUUGAAAUUGACAAAUUGGUUUAUGGCUUACAACGUCAUGAAUCGUCCCGCGAUGGUCUGUUUUUAAACUUGGAUAAUUUGAUGGGGAAGAUAUUCAGUCCUUUUGGUUUAUCAUUUUCAAGUCAUUCAUAUUUUUAUUAGAACACCUCAACCAGAUGUUUGCAAUAGGCCAUAAAUUAAUUCAUUGCUUGAGUGAACAGAAGACCUAACAAAACAAAAUUUCUAGGAGAAAUAAUGUUUUUUGGAUCAAUCGUCAUUCCACAUUUCUCUAUUUGAUCACUGUCAGGAAAAAAUCAGUGAAAUCUUUAAAUUGGCCACAUUGUGGAAAUAUGAAAGAAUAAUUGUCUUUUCCUACAAAAGUUACAUGCAAGUUGGAUAACAUUCAGAGCAUUUCUUAUUCAUUUCUGAUUCAUAACUUGAAAGGAAGAUAGAAUACAGAAGUUCAAGAUAAUUUUAAUUUUUGCCAAUUUGAAGAAGAAGUGUGGUUAAGGGAUUAUGUAUUUCAUUGUUCUGAAGGGUUGAAUGAGAUUGAAAUUGUGUUUCACACAUUCAAAUUAUCAGCAGCAAUACGGAAUCCUCCAAAAUGAAAAAGGAAAUGAGAUCUAGAAAGAGAAUCAAAGGGAUCUACCGGAAUAAGCUAUGGCUUCCAUGUGGUAUCGUGCAUGACCGCCCAAGCGAGGGCGGUAAUUAAUAGGAGGGUGCCGUAACGAGCUGCACAGGUUGAAAUCACUGGACCAAAUAUGCUAGUGUUUGUGUGGGAGGAAAUUGAUGAUGGAAAGGACAAAACAGUGAUUAUCAUUGUUUGAUGAAAUGACUUAAUUGAAAUCAUGAUUCAGUCGAAAUUAAUUAAAGUGCUAGGAAUCCCUUUCGACGGGGUCAAUAUGAUUGUUGCAUAUGAUACGCAGUGGUUAUUUGAUGCCCAGUUUUAGAUUACCAAAAUAUAAUAUCUAAUUUCUGAGCAUCAUCAUUAUCAACUAUAAAGUUAUAUUUAUUCCAGGUAUGUAAAAUUUUUGAUGAAAAAAAUAAUAUCAGUAUAGCAAUAAAAAGAAAAAACACUGAAGUUGUUAAUUUGAUUUCGAAGAAGGAAAUCCGAUCAAAUGAGGCUUAUAAUAAUUUCUGGUAGGGAUAAAUAAGCUUCCACCGAUUUAGAAUCCCUGUAAAUGUUGUCAUUUAAGUUCUGAUGUUGCCAUCAAAGGUGAUAGUUCUGUUUAUCAUGUUUUAAUGAGGUCAUUAGGCUAAUAAGAAAUAUGUGUGUAGAUCAUUUACUUUUGAUUUAGCGAAAGUAAUUGUUUGAUCUGGAUCAAGUCCAAGUAUUGAUGAUGAUUGUAUGUGUAUAUUAGAUUCAUUUGUUAUAUUGUAUAGAUUGGCUUUCGUGUAGUAUUGUAUAGUGUACAGUGUAUAGAUAUAUAUAUAGUAAUAUAUAUGGAGUGAAAAUAUGUAUAAACUUGUACAAUGUCCCGCUUAAAAUCAAUCAAGCUGGUGAUUUGUAAUCUCCAUAUGGUUUUGCAUGGGCACUUGAAUAUCUAUUUCAAGUGUGCUUUUUGUGCUUUUUGUGCUUAGUGCGUGGUGAUGAUUUGUUUGAAAUUACAGUUUUCUGUCCAUUAUGACAAAGGGAUAAUUAUUUCACUUGCAGUAGAUUGACAGUGAUUAAUACUGAAAUAUUAAAAAUAAAAUCUCCCUGAAGACUAAUUAUUUUAGGUGCUAGUCUUUUGAUUUGAUUUUCAUCCUUAUCUUUAUUCUCACUUUGAAAUGCGAUUCAUCACAAAGAAAACCCCACGACUACAGCCGCUUUGUUUUCUUCCGUUAAUGAAAGAUGUUUUGUCGUUUAACUUGUAGAUGGACCUUUAGCUCUAUCAAGGUAUGUCAGAUAUCUUAAGACUAAGUGCAAUAUAUGACUUGUUUAUUGAUGUUUUUUAUGUGUGCUGCCAUUUAUAUUAUUCAUAAUCCUCCAAGUAUUAUAUAAAUAAUGCAUUAUUUUCCCCCCGUUCUCAAUGUGAUGAAACAUUUCAUCAAGAAUACAAAUAAGUGAAUUAUUUAUUGAUUGAUUUGGCUAUGAAAUGCUUGAAAAUCCAAUAAUUCUCAAUUUUCAUGCUAUUUCCAUGAUGGUAUCACAUGUUUGUGCGUGAGCUGUGCAAAAUCGAAUUGGAGUUACAUGUAUUUCAAAUACAAUUUUUGUUUCUAUUUGAUAAUUGAGAUUUCAGGCAUAUUAUACGCAAAUGAAAUAACAAUUUUUUUUUGCAUAUGCAUGUAUGUGUGAUAAACUUUUGAAGUAUUAGCCUUUUCUUAUUAACGCAAUAUCAGUAAUAAGUGCUGAAAACAUAAUAUAACUGCCUAUAAACAGUUUGAACAAUAUAAAGUUAUCUUUAAGAAGAAACAUCUCAAAAGAACUCUUAAAUUUAUGGGUAUUUUUUAUUGUCUGUGUGGUUGUACUUUAUUUCUCUAUUUUUCAUUUAUUGUUUUUAUUAUGAUUUUGAUAUAUUUAGAUAUUUUCAUUAUUAUCAUUAUUAGUAGUAGUAUUUUUUUUGGGGGGGAGGGAUGUUUUACAACUAUAUUUGUAGAGGCUGUACAAGCUCUGAUCUGCAUAUUAUGUUACACAGUUUCUUCACUCAUCUUGUGGACCUUUUUUUUUAAAUACUACGUGUGUGUAGGUGUUCAUUGCACUGGUACAAACUGAAAAAUAAUACGUCUCAUAUUUAUUAAAACCAGAGAUGCAAAAAAAAUUCUGACAAUUUUAAUUCCAAUUACAGGAAAAAUAAGUUGUUGAUUUAAGUUGACAGUAGAAUCUUAAUCUACACGUGGGUAAAUUUAACAGAUUAAAUUUCAGGCAUGCAAAUAGUCACAUGUAUAUACUGCUUGACCUUAUGUGGACCAGUAUAUAUCAUUUAUCGUUUGGUAUCUUUCCAUGAUCCUUUUGAUUAUAUAUGAAGUAUUAUUUAGGUUGUCUUCCAUGUGUAUUGUUGAUAUGGGGCAGUUCAGUGUAUCCUUUGUAUUGAUUUGAUCAACUCAACCUACUUUACAUUGUAUUAAGACAACAAAUUAUUCUGUAAUGUAUAUUUCGCUUUUUGUACAGUUCAUCCGCUACAUAUCAUGAAGAAUGUGAGACAAUAAAACAUAUUUAUCCAUAUGAAUCCUGA